Messenger RNA from Leptopilina heterotoma, 514 nucleotides. RefSeq lists its product as uncharacterized. Lineage: Eukaryota; Metazoa; Arthropoda; Insecta; Hymenoptera; Figitidae. The record is from RefSeq and is a predicted model, not a curated record. The transcript is spliced from 3 exons. The coding region runs from base 33 to 497 and encodes 154 amino acids.
AGGGGAAGGAAAGGAAAAGAAUUUUGGUAGCCAUGAUCGUUAAGGCCCCGCACGUUGUAUUUACUCUAUUUUUCGGAUGUUUCUUCUACAAAAAUCGUCCUUCACCGACAACAAUGACCUUCAAAAAUCCGAUCAAAAAAUGUGAAUAUUGUGGUUAUAAAAGCACUCGUGCUUUUAAUGUUUUCCGACAUAAGAAACGAAUUCACGGGAAGGCGAAAAAGAAAAUAAUUUGUUGUGGAAGAAUUUAUCGCACUAAAGGAGAUUAUUAUUGUCACGUAGAGGAAAUUCAUCCGCACACGAGAAAUGGAUCGAUUUCAAAGAAAAAAUACAAAAUCACAAAAAAGAUGUUAUUAAAAAAAACGAAGAGAACAUCGAAGAAAAUAAAAAAAAAUGCAGAGGAAAUUCUGUUCUUAUUCGAUAAGAAUAUUUCAUGGCCAACCGGAAAGGAAAUUGCCGAUUACUUACGUAAUAUAAAAUUUCAUAAACUUAACAAUUAAUUAUACGUAAUUAUGCA